Molecule: messenger RNA, 1643 nt
Organism: Prunus mume (Japanese apricot)
Lineage: Eukaryota; Viridiplantae; Streptophyta; Magnoliopsida; Rosales; Rosaceae
Source: RefSeq, a predicted model, not a curated record
UCAAUAUAUAUAUAUAUAACAUAAUAAUAAAGCUGGUGUCCCACACGUAGAUCAACGUAACACAACCUUCAUACAUUGAUAUUCAUGAGGUAAACCCUCGACCAAUUAGAAUCCCACACGUAGAUCAAACCAUAGCAGAUCAACCAUCUAUCUAUGUGCCUUGAACCUGCAUCAAACGACUGAGAUUUUCUGUUUCUCAAAACAAAAUUGUCUUCUUGUCUCUCUUCUCUCUUGCUGUUUCAGUUCUUCAUGUUUUCCGAAAAGCAAAGACCUCCCUCUCUAACCAGGCGCGGUGGCUUCCUUUUCCUCUUUGUAUCGGCUGCUUGGCUCGUCUUUCGGUACCCGUUCACUGACAUUAACGUUAUCCAACAACAUGAACAUCCUCUUCUUAACAAAACCCAACACGACAACCAAGUCAACGAAUCACCAUCCACAGCCGCCAUUUGCGACAAAAACAUGUCAGUCUAUGUAUACCCUCUGCCGGCCAAGUUCAACCUCGGCCUCCUUCGCCACUGCCACAAACUCAACGUGCACACCGACAUGUGUCCCCACGUCGCCAACUCCGGUCUUGGCCAGCCAAUUUCCAGCGGCGGCUGGUUCGCCACCAACCAGUUCACAGCGGAGAUGAUCUUCCACGCACGUGUGGAGAACCAUCCCUGCCGCACGCGGGAUCCCUCGCGUGCCUCCCUCUUCUACGUUCCCUACUACGGCGGCUUUCACGUUUCAAACAAGUUCCGCGAACAUAACCUGACAGCUCGUGAUGAGCUGGACGUCAGCCUGGUUGACUUUAUCCAAGCGCAGCCUUGGUGGAACAAGCGCAAUGGUCAGGACCACUUUAUGGCCCUGGGGAGGGUCGUACGAGAUUUCAUCCGAAGGCCCAACGACCGCGACUACGGAGCCGGCCGCCUCCUAAAUCUACCCGCAGUGAAGAACAUGUCAGUGUUGAUCAUAGAGAGACAUCCAUGGCAAGGAAAGAACCAGUACGGCAUCCCUUACCCUUCGUAUUUCCACCCGUCCACGGGUCAGGAGAUGGCGUGGUGGCAGAACAAGAUGAGGAACGUCCGGCGGCCCUACUUGUUCUCCUUCAUUGGCGCUCCCAGAAGGAAGGCGGCUAUCAGGAAAGAGUUUAUAAGGCAAUGCGGCGAGUCAACUCGGUGCAAGCUCUUGAACUGCGGUUCUUCUGACGGCCGUAGCAAGUGCGGCGAGCCUAGUGAGGUGCUGAAGGUUAUGUCCGAGUCUCGGUUUUGCCUGCAGGCGCCCGGUGACUCCUUUACUCGGCGGUCAACGUUUGACUCCGUGCUUGCGGGUUGCAUACCGGUGUUUUUUUCACCUCACUCGGCUUACACUCAGUAUGGGUGGUAUUUACCUGGAGAGAGAAGCAGUUACUCGGUGUUCAUAGAUCCGAAAAGCAAAGCAAGUGCGAGAAUAGAGGAGGAGCUCGUGAAGAUUUCGAGUAAAAAGGUUAAGAUGAUGCGUGAAAAGCUUCUAGGUUUGAUUCCAAGUCUUACUUACGCCCACCCCAAUGCGACUAAUUCUGGGAUUGGGGACGCGGUUGAUGUUGCACUUGUAUCAUUGGCCAAGCAGGUCAACAAAGUCAUUAAUUAAUUCUUUGUUUUUUUGUUUAUUGAAUUAUUUUUUUUUGG